AUGGUACGUACACCGAAGAAGCUGACGGACUGUCCGGAAAAUCUCCGGGAGUCCAUCGACUGGUUGAUACAGGUUAAGCAUGGGAAUGGUAAUGGUCAAGGUCUUGAUGAGUUGGCCAAAGCUUUGAAAAGGUUGAUCAACGACGCUAUUGAGAAAGCGACUAAAAGUCUUAAUGAGAGGCGAAAGGAACUUCAAUGUCCUCCAAAAUACUGGCAAAGUGGCUCUUACUGUUAUGAUCAAAAUGAGCUGAUUGAGAAAAAGCAGAAGGAAAUAGAGGCAGCUAAAAAACCUGAUAACCUCGAUAAAAAUGCUCUAGAUAAGCUUGAAUCUACGUUUCUGAAGCUUAAGUCAGAGAAAGAAAAACAUUACAAUGAAGUUCAUUACCUUACUGAGGAUGCUAGACAAAGUGCUUUGGAUGAUAUUAAGGAGAGGCAGAGUAAUCUUGAAGAUCUUACAAAAAAACUUCGGGCUCUUAUUGGAGAAAAAGAUUCUCCAAAUGCUGAACAAUGUAAAAAACUCUUAGAAAAUCUCAUUGAUGGUUUAGAGAAUUUUCUUGGUAACAAUAAAGACUCCAAAGGCUACACCGGCGAGGGUAUCGUGUACUCGGACCUUGAUAGGCUGUGUGACGGGGUGAUGGCGUUUUUGGGUGGCGUCUUGGAGAGUGUUAAAGGUGAAGAUGCUGUUAAAAUAUACGACGGAUAUAUUCAGUCAGAAGAGGCUACGCUUCAAAAGGUCACGGACUUUGUAUUUUCCCAAAUUGGAAAAGGUGUUACUGGGCUUACGGCGUCCGUCGACAGGGUGAAGGGGUGGUUGGAGGGGUAUAAUGAUAAGGUGGAGGAGAAAACUGUUGAUGUUACUGGUCCUCUUAACUCACUAAAAGAUUCCAUUGAUAGAAAAGUUAACGCACAUGGUAAUAACAUUGAUAAGUCACUUCGUGAACAGUCUCUCAUGUGGAGGAGGGCCACCAAAGAGCUUCAUCAUUACAUCACGAAAUCCAAUGAUGCCUCGAAAAAACUUGACAAAUAUCUUAAAAAUGAAAUGGGCACGUCACUUAGGAAAAUUGAUAGUGCUAUAGAAAUUAUGAAAAAGUCCGCAGAAAAUAGUGACCUUCAGGAGUUGAAUAAGACUGCGAAAGACGAGUUGGAGAAAUUGAGGAGAAAUGUGGAAAAUAAGGUUACUGAGAGUGUUAUUGGACUUAGAAAUACAUUGCAAGAGAAAUUUGAAAAGCAAAUUCAGAAUCCGAUUAGUAGAGUUAAAAGGGAUCUGGAAGGCCUUAACGGUGACUUGGAGAAAUGGAUCCAGAGGGCCGAGGAUGUUGUGAACGCGGCGAUUAAGCAGUGCAAGAAGAUUGUAGAGGUGGUUCAUGAGACUCCUUCAUCGUCGGAAAGAGAGGCCGUUGAUGGGGCGGCGGGGAAAUUGAGGGAUAAGGCCGAGGAGUUGCGCGGGGUUGCGAAUAAGGUGAAGAUGCAGAUUGGUAGUUGGGUUGGGACAGCGCUCAAGGAGGUUGUGACGACGAACAAUGCUCUACGAUAUGAGUUGAAUAGUGUGAAAGAGCAGAUAAAUGCGGAUAUUAACAAGUAUGUUAAUACGCAGUUGAAGAUACGAGAUGGCCUUUACAUGUUGGAUGAGAAAGUGAAGAAUGGAUUGCACACGCUGCAGGAGCAGAUUGUGACGGAUUUAAAUCGGUAUUUUGAGGAAGAGCUGGGAAAGGCUCUGCAGGCGGGAAUUGCAGCGGCUAAGGGUUGGAGUGGUAGUGGUGAUAAAGCUGAAGGCCUCAAAGCCUUAGGUGCGGCUCUGAAUGUUCACUUGAAGGAGUUUGGAACGAAACUUAAUGAUAUUUAUACCAACGCUAACAGUAACAAUGAAUCCAGUAAAUCGCUUGCCAGUGGUAUCGAAAGUUUAUUAACGCGUCUAAGUAAUGAAUAUGCUACUUAUAAGAGGUAUGGAGAACCAACCCCUAAACUUGUCGAUAUAAAAUCCGCACUUACGGCAGGGCUGGGAAAAGAUAUCAAAGGGGUGGUGAAUAAGCAUAUUGCUGAUGAUAAGAAGCGUAUAGAUCUCACUAAAAAUGGUAUGGACGGCUUCAACACUGCAAACGCUACGCUGAAAGGGGCACUAGAAAACGGCAUAACCACCCAGGUUAGUAGUGUAUUGAUUCAAAAGAUUGGGGAGACGGAUCUAAAGGGUAAGGUCAACAUUACUGAAGGCAACUUCAGUAGAUAUUAUGCUUGCAUUAAACAAGAUGGCUUCACUGAUAGCACAAUUCUACAAGGCAACGCAGCCGAAGGCACCCUUCCGAAGGCAAUCAAUGUAAUUAAAGAAAAUGUGCUCAAUGACCAACAUUUGGGAAAAGUUGUGGAACAAAACGCUCCUGAACCUUCUCCUGGUAAAGAUGAUAAGUUCUACACUGACACCUUCAAGAACUUGUGCACUAGAGUCACUGAAGCGCUGGGAGACCUCUGCAAAGCCGUCCAGAAUUUAGUUGAAAAGGAGGAUGGUGACACCGGUUCGGAGAAGGUAGAUGACCAACGAGGCGUUAAAAAUUUAUUGGCAGAUUUGCAAGAAAUGCUUAAGAACAGCAGCGGCAAAAUAUAUCAGCUUCCAAAACGUCUUAAAACAAUCCAUAAUGAAAUCAAAAAUACAAUCAUUGGCUCUCCUGGCAGCACUGUCGGCGGUGCAUAUCCACCCAUCACCCUGACGGGAAUAAUUAAGACAACUGACGAGUUUUAUCAGAAGAUCGAUAUGGAGGCUGGAAAUCUUCUCCGAGAUAUAAAGGAUCAUGUCGAAGAACAAGUCCAAGAAAAAAUCAACAGCAUUACAAAGAAAGCGCAGGAGCUCUACGCCAGUCGCAAUAAAGCAGAGCUCGACACCUUGAAGAAGAUCGUGGAAACACAGAAAGCUGCGAUCGAGAGACUUAUUAGACUUGACAGAGAAAAUGGCCUGAAAGGGUUCUUGGUUACGUUUUAUGGCGGCGACCACCCUGGUUCAGAUGGUAGUAAUUUGCGUAGCAAGCUUAAAGAUGCUGUAUCCACGUCACAUGCGGUAACUAAAAAUAAUGCUCAAAAAUUCAAAGAUUUGGCAAUGAAUUUCAAAAAAUAUCUCGAUCAAAUUUUGUUUUAUAUUGGUGACCAGGUGGGCACUCCGACCAAGCUCUCUGAUCAAGCCACCCAAGUAGAUGACAUUAGAAAACAAUUAGAUAGCCUAUUCGUUCACCUAAGCCAUGAACCAUCCACUACAAAUACUAAACGUAUCUACACCUUCGACCACCGCUUCUCUACACUCCUCUCCACCCUGAAUUCCUCCAUCGCCUCUCUAUCCCCCAAGCAAUUCGCAAAUACCCAGCACCCAGAGCUCCUCGACGCCCUCAGGUCCGGCAUGGACAAAUUCACCAAGGAAAUCUCCCGCGCUUACGUCAACAGGUACAGUGGUUUACCUUUAGGUAAACUGGUAGAGACUAAAUCGGACGGUGACGCCGUUGAAGUCCUUUCCACCGAGGGCCGGAACUGCGCCAAGGUCUGCCUGACCAUACUGGAGGGGCUGAGAAAAGAUCUGUUUGAUUUGCAAAAUGAAUGUAAGAAUGGAACUUUGCAGAUUAAUAUGCAUCAGAAGAAAUCACUUGGUAGCUUCUUCCAUAAACGUGGUUACACGGUCAAUUUCGAAAAUGGCAAGCAGACCGGUGAGCUACAGGACAAGAAGGAGAUGGAAGGAAGUAAAAUUAAGACUACGUUACUUGAGAUGAAAAUUGAAAACGCCGACAAUGUUGAAUCACUUAAACAAUGGAAAGCGGAGAAGAAACAAGGUGGUGACAUCUCUCUCAUCGACAUUGUUGACUUCCUUCGUGACUUUUCUCGAAGGUGUUACCGCGUCGGUCACUACUACAUUCCUGCCUCACCUAAAUCACCGUCCAACAUAUAUAACAUGUUGUGCUGGCUUGCCGGCCUGAAGUACAAUCACAUGUACGACGGUGUUAAAGGCCAGUUCACAAAAAUGCUUGAUGGGCUAAAGGAAGAGUAUAAAUUGGACACGGCAGAGUUCCCUGUUGCCGUACCAGACGCAAGGAAACACCCAACGGAUGGAACUCUCACAUAUGGUAACUUGUCACUCUCACUCGACCAGGUGUGUUUAUACUCACGCACUGUUCUCAUUACCUUCCUAGGCCACGGUCACGCUGACGGUGUAUAUGCCUAUGACUUUUCCAACAACUCCCUAAAUUUGUUAUAUCCCACUAGCGCAUCUUCAUGUUUUGACAUGCUUGUAGAUAUUCUGAAUAGAGUGCUUUAUCAACUGCGAUUCUUAUGUAGCCAGUGUAACAACGGCCCCAGUCGUGGUGGUUGGAAUGACUGUUGGUAUGGUCAAGAUGUCGGCGGUUCCUCAUGGAACUGCAAUGAUAAGCAAUGUGCCAACCAAAACUGUCCCCAAAUAGCUAACCAAACGUCUGACCAACGCUGCGAUCAACACCCUAAGUGCGGUCUUAAGUCGCCACUUCAGUCGUUCCUCGAGGACGGCCUACAAGGGUUCUUACCACAUUCUUUCAAAACACCCGGAUGCAAACUUACGUGCACAGUUUCCAAUCACAGUGGUCUUCCGUGUCUCACUCCUAUGGGUUUCGGAGACAUAAGCAUAGUAGCGUCCCGAACCCAGAAGGGUGAUGAUCUUAAGGGAGUCCUUUCCUAUUUCUCCGGCCCAGAUUCUCACCUCAAUAAGUUGUGUUCUUACCUCAAAUGCCUGCUUCGCGUAGCGCCGCAGACGCUUGGUGACAUGUUAGCUUUCUAUUACUGUUUCCUUAAGCACUCGACGAAGAGCGAACAUAAAAAGAAGGCAUUUGAUGAUGCGGUGCGAAAAGCCAUUUUCGGCCAGGAGUAUUCUAACCUGAAUCCGACGAUUUUGUUCAAGACCGUUGAACAUGGGGAAAUCUUACAGAUUGUAAUCAUAAGACGCAUUCAGGCCUACCAUGUGGCCGGUACUUGCAUCCUCUCACUCUAG
Messenger RNA from Babesia ovata, 4983 nucleotides. RefSeq lists its product as uncharacterized. NCBI's taxonomy places the organism in Eukaryota, Apicomplexa, Aconoidasida, Piroplasmida, Babesiidae. The transcript is spliced from 2 exons. The coding region runs from base 1 to 4983 and encodes 1660 amino acids. The record is from RefSeq and is a predicted model, not a curated record.